Messenger RNA from Epinephelus lanceolatus (giant grouper), 3989 nucleotides. RefSeq names its product alpha-tectorin-like. The record is from RefSeq and is a predicted model, not a curated record. Lineage: Eukaryota; Metazoa; Chordata; Actinopteri; Perciformes; Serranidae.
AGCUGGAACACCCCAGAUAGGUUCAACACCGAACUCCACCUGCACAGCUUCAUCUCCCUGCUGCUCCACCCAACCUCCAGAGGCUCUGUGACAUUUUACUGACGGGGCUCCAUCAUGGUGAGGCCUGGUGCACUGCUCCUCCUGCUGGCAGUUGCUGCCAGCCAGUUCGACCUCUAUCUGUCCCAAGAACCCAUCACCGGACCGACAACUGUGGAUAUAAGCAAAUGUAAAGUCAAAAUUUAUGGAGAAGAAUACUCAAAGGCCGACGUGUCCUAUGUAGAUGGGUCUGUCACAGUUUGCUUCAAAAAGGAGGGUGAAACUGCUUCAUCUGUCUGUGUGUCAUUGGAGGAUGGAGGGGGUUCAGACACACUGAAGGCGUUGAUAACAGAAGAAGAAACUAGCAAAGAAAUUACCGACGAAAUGUCACAGUUCACGACCACCUCAGCUUGCAAUAUUGGACUGCAAUUCUCAAAUGGAGACACAUCAAUUUUUGAAUGGAGAUUCUACAACUUCGGCCAGCAAACAGCUCUGAGAAUUAAGUCAGAUGCAGACAGACCGGAUCAUUUUAAAAUUACUGCAAAGGUCGAUGAGUCAACAAUGGGUACGUUGGACCUUACUAACGAAGAAGUGAAGAGCAAUGCUUAUAUGGACUUGAGUGGAUGCAGACACGAUGAUGACACUCAUUUACCUGGUGCAGUGUUGGAUCCCAGUCCAGCAACCUGCCACUCAACAAUAUGUGAUAAAUCUGCAAACAUCGUGGAUGUCUCUUCAUGUUUAGAAUGGGAGGUCUGCAAGGGCAACGACAGAUGUGUGCCAUCCAAGGUCGUGUGCACUGUGACCGGCUCCUCUGUCAUUGAUUUCUUCAACCGCGAACACCAUAUUGGGAAUCGGUGCGCAUACACUCUACUGGCGCCUCAAGAAGGUUCGGAUUUUGAGCUGGUGGCCGUUUUCAAGGAGCGACGUCGUACAGAUGUGGCAUUCUUGGACCACUUGGUACUAUCACAUAGUGGGCAAAAAAUGCACGUGGAACAAGGUGGAAGAGUUCGGGUUGAUGACGAAAUACUCGAGCUUGGCGCCGAGUUUGAGACGCAUCAUGGUGUGGAGCUCUUCAAGGACCUCUAUGGAGUUACUUUUAAGAUACCUUCUUCCACCGAAAUGGAAGUUGUCUUUGAUGGCAACAGCGCACAUAUUAUAGUUCCUGAGUCUGAAGCUAUCCUGGGCUUGUGUGGCAACCCUGCCGAUCCUGAGCAGACUACCUCCGCGAGUGAUCAGAAGUCAGACGAAAGUGCAGACAGCUGUGAGGAGGAGCACACCGAUGACCAUGACGAUCCAGAAUGCCAGCCCUUAACUUCUUACUGUGAACUCAUGAAGCAGGCUCCCUUCAAUGCCUGCAAUGAUAAAAUUGACCCAACGCCCUACAUCACUGCCUGCACAAACAUUUUGUGCCACUACCCGGAGGUGGACGGUCACAAAUGCCAGUUUUUCGAGGCUUACGCCGAGUCCUGCAAGCUGAAACACAGAAUCACAGUGGACUGGAGUUCAACGGACGGCUGCUCUGCCGAGCCUCGGCCCUGUCUUGACCACUACUGCAGUGAGGACGAGUUCUGCGGCGAGAAGCCAGGUGGAACCCGCUGCUUCUGUCGGGCUUUGUUUGCCUCCAAUUACGCAGACACUUUAGGUGAUCCGACUGUCUGCAAGCAGAACUCUGCUACUCUUACUCUGGCAAACUGUCUGCUGGAAGACAAAGGCGUCAACUACAAAGUCUUGCACCUCAACGACAAGGAGUGCAUAGGUGACUUUGAUUCCAACAGCCACAUGGUGACCUUCUACUUUGACACCAGCAAGAGAACCUGUGGAGCAGAGGUCAAGGAAGAAGACGGCAAAGUUUCCUUCACCAAUGUUAUCAUGGCAAACGAUGGCUCCAAUGAAGUCAUCGUCCGCCACGACCAAGUACAUAUCGACUUCUCUUGCUUCUACAAAAAGCCAGAGAUCAAGGACGUGACCUUCAAGCUCGCAGACAGCUCUGUGAUCAAGACCAUUGAAUCUGGAGAGUGGACUUACACACUGGUGAUGAAUGCCUACACCGACGCUCUCCACCUGCACCUUAUCGAUACAGACACGUAGGUCCAGCUGAACCAGAAGAUCUGGGUGGUGCUGAAGACGGAGGGGCUGGAAGACAGCAAGAUCGCCGUGGUGACCAAAUCCUGCUGGGCAACAAGCGAGCACUCAGCUGAUGAUGACCCACGAUACAACCUCAUCACGAAUGGAUGUCGUGAUGACUCGACAGUUAAGGUGUACGAAAGCGGACAGGGAUUGUCUUCCUCCUUUUCUUUCGACAUGUUCCAGUUCACUGGGAAAGAUGGCGAGAUCUACCUAAACUGCCAAGUGGAGCUGUGCCCAUCAGAGGACAACAACUGUGUUCCGGAGUGUGACGACGAAAAAAGGAGGCGUAGAUCUUUAAGGUCUAAAUAUGCAGCUAGAAACUCAGCCCUCAUCACUAUGGCCUGGAAUAAGUAAAGACGGCUCUCCUUCUGAUGGACUACACGGUGAUUCCUGACUUAAGCUUCGUCCCAAUAAAGAGCCUGAAGUCUCAGAAGUUAUCGUUGCUGUGAAACAACGCCAGAUAAUCUUCAUUUGAUCCACCUGAUCCACCUCAUUUAUUAUCUCUGCAGAAUCCGUGGGCUGCUGAUUCGACCCAUUGAUCCAUGCAUAUAUAAUCUGUGGUGAAAUAAUGGGAGUAAAGUGCAAUUUAGUACAAAAAUAAUCAAUGAAGGGUUUAGAGAGUUUUAAAUAGUCCUUACACUACUUUCUGGUGCUGUGGCUUCUUUUAAAUUAUAGUAGUAAAGUGUGCACUGGGGAAGAAAAAUAAUCAAAGGCAGUGUUAGAGGAAUUUAUUUAGUUCUUGCACUACUUCCUGGUACUUUUCUUUUUAAAAAUACGCUACAGUUAAAAAGUUUGAUAAUCGAUAUUGUAACAGAGAUGAACUAACAUUAGUUACAUUCAAGAUAGUUUGGGCUCUAAAAAACAGAAGAAGUCCCAAGUCAAGAUUAACGAGUACCAGGCAUGGAUGUAUUAAGAGACCGAGAUACAGCAUUGGCGUCGGGCACCGAUCGUUCCUUUUAUAGUUGCUUAGUUGCACAUUAAGCCAAAAAAGCUCCAUUGCUCUUGUAUUAAAUUACUCACAUGAUUGACACUGAUUCCGCCAACUUCCGCUGGCUUAGCAGCUGAUUUAGCGCGGCGCUAAUUUGAAUGGGGGCGAAAUAAUUUAAUCUUACGGGUCUUUUAGACUUGUUGGGGGUUGCGACACUUUUAACAACUGUAUGCACUGAUUUAUAGACGCCACUUUUCAAAUGUAAGUUUAUGAGAAAAAGUAUUUUGGGCCCAAUGGCAUCACAUGACGGACCCCGGAAAUUGCAGUACCACUGAUUCACCACCAUGAAAAUUGUCUUCAAAGCCCAGAGCUCUUCCUGUGGGGCCCAAGUCUUUAACUUCAAGUUUCAAGUUGUAAUAUGUUUGCUAAAUGUUUUGUCAUUUUAACAAGAGAUAAAAAUAUAUCAAGUGUACAAAACAAUCAUGGAUGCUUUUAAAAAAUGUGCUUAUUUUUAGAACAAGUUUGGUAAAUGUUACCUUGCUGUUUAGCUAGCGUGAGCUAACAAUUAGCUUGCCAUCUAUGUUAAUAUUUGUCUUGUGCGACUUCAAAUGUAUCCAACACAUUUUGCAUCCUGCAAUUCGUUUAUUUGUUGACCACCAUAUCGUUUUUGUUUGCAAAUUAAAAUUAUCUUUGGUAUCAUCAGUUCAAAAAGGCGCACAGUAACAUAAUGUUAGCUCUUCACUGUUCGUCAUGAAAGACCAUUCAGAAAUAUAGCAUAGUCCUCUCAGACAUUAGACUGCACCCAAUUAAUCCUCUGCAGCAGACGAUUCCAAACUUUUGAACAGUUAUGUAUAAUGUCUUCUGAAGGGAGCUGGAAUAAAAAAAGUUUCAUCAUUUA